AUGUCCCUCAGUCCUCAAGCUCUACAGAACUUGGACGAAUCGUCAAAGCAGGAGAUCCUCAGCUUCAUCGAGGCCGAGAACUCGAAGACCAAAGUCCAGACCUCUAUCCACAGCUUCACCGAUAGAUGUUUCAAGAAGUGCGUUGAAAGCGUUGGAAACGGGCAGUUGAGCAACCAGGAGGAGACCUGCUUGGCCAACUGCGUCAAUAGAUUCCUGGAUACAAACAUUAAGAUCGUUCAAGGCCUUCAAGCUGCCCAGCAGCAAUGA
Messenger RNA from Williopsis jadinii, 267 nucleotides. RefSeq names its product protein transporter TIM8 (gene TIM8). The coding region runs from base 1 to 267 and encodes 88 amino acids. Lineage: Eukaryota; Fungi; Ascomycota; Saccharomycetes; Phaffomycetales; Wickerhamomycetaceae. The record is from RefSeq and is a predicted model, not a curated record. The transcript has a single exon.